Messenger RNA from Camelina sativa (false flax), 871 nucleotides. Lineage: Eukaryota; Viridiplantae; Streptophyta; Magnoliopsida; Brassicales; Brassicaceae. The record is from RefSeq and is a predicted model, not a curated record.
GAAGCUUCUGCUUUGAUUCAUUUCACUUAGGGUUUGUUUCUCCGAUCAGAUCCAAUUUCAAUUCCUUGAAAUCCUCAGAACAUUCAUUAUCCGGCAAAUUCUCUCCUCCGUCGCGAUGUCUCUCCGCCGCACUAUCCUCGAUCUCCACCGUCAAUCCCACAAAGCCUCUCUCUCAAAGUCGUUUCCUUUCUCGAUGAGCCAAAUCUCCUCCGCGUCCGCCACCACCGCCGUGAGAAACCCACUGGGAAUGGGAAGAGACCUCUCUUCAAUCCCCUUUGCCCUAGCCCAGAAACUCAAACCGGAUUCAACCAAUCUCGUCACCGAUCGCUCCAUUUCUUCUUCAAUCCGACAAUCUAAUCUCAACAACGCAGCCAAGUUCUCGCGUCUCUCGUCUUCCCGAGGUUACACUAACGCAUCUUUCUUACCAAAAAUUCAUUUACUGUAUCACAUCAACGAAGGUAUGGAAGAGAUUUUGGCGGAUUACGUUCAUCAAGAGAUGACUAGGCACUUGAUGGUGAUCUCUCUGGGAUUGUUCCAGUUCAUCGUGAUCAAAGAUAUUUUCGUGUUUCUUUUCUGAAACAAGUUAACAUCUUUUGGAAUCUAAGGAACAUAGAGUCUUUUCCUUUUUAUCUUCUUGGUGUUUUAUGAAUAAGAACAUGAUGCAAUAUCGCAUCUUUUUUUUUUUUUUUAUCUUCUGUGUGUGUUGGUUGAGUUUCUGGUUUGGUGUAUUGGGUUGUAAAGGCUUAAGUGGAAUUCUAAGUCUGUUCAAUAACUUUUCUGUUUAGUAAAGAGUCAGGAGUGUUCUUCCUGAUGGUUUGAGAAUCUAUCUGUUAAGCUUUUGAUUGAAUAACGAGAAGUUCUAUUAGCUCUC